UGAAGUGACCAUCCAUCCCAAGGUAAAUACUGUGAUGUUUGGGGCUUCUCUGAAUUUGACCUGCACUGUUUUGUGUGGCAACUACACUGAGCUGAGAUGGGAAGUGGCUCUUCCAUCCGUGACCAAGAAGGGAGAUAGUAGAAUUGAUCUGUACAUUGCUAAUGUGACUGAAUGGACUCUUCCACUGACAUGCUUGGUUAAUUAUGGAGACUCUAAUCAAACCUACACCAGGAAAUUAAUUUAUGUUUACCAAUUCUCUACUCCAGCUAUAUAUCCAGUUUCUGAAGUUGUGAAUGAUCAUUUGGAAAAAAUUGUGUGUAACAUCUCUAGCUUGAAGGUGAGCGACUCCAUCCCACCUAACAUCAACAUUUCCCUGAGCAGAGGUGGUAAUAUCCUGAACAGUAGCAAUGGAAAACCAUCUGUGGAGUACAACUUUGUGGCUAAUUUAGAGCGGGAUGACGGGGCUGAGAUCCUCUGUAAGGCCAACCUCCUGGUGGGUUCACAAGAGCUGAGAAAAAAUGCAAGUCGAAUUUUGAAGGUUGUGGCUAGUCCUUAUAAUGUCAGCAUAUCAGCAACUCAUGUGACCUACAAAGUGGAUGCAAAAAUUGUGGUGACCUGUAAUGCUAAAGGAAAACCCCAUCCAGAAUUUUCCUGGGAUCUUCCCUCCAAAGCUGAUGUGGAGUUCUCAAACAGCAAUAAGACUGUAACAAUUCAUUCAGCUAAGGAGAUCCAUAAUGGGACUUACUGUUGCCUAGCACAUAAUGUUUACGGCAAGAAUUCAGCACAGAUUGACAUUGUCUUUGAAGGGAAGUCUCGCAACUGGGUUAUAGUCCCGGUGAUGACGGUGUUAGUGUUGGGUUUAAUUGUCAUUGGUGGUGUCUGGCACUUUUGCCGAAAAUGACCAUUUUAAGAGGACAGAUCGGGAUUCCUUUGUGAUGCAGAGGCAGAAUUUGCAGCAGAUCCCUUUUGUGACCAGCCACAGCAGAAGCCAGGAUGAGAAGGAAUCUUUGUUCCCAUUCACAAGUCUACACAGCAGCAGGGGCAGAAGUUGGAUGAUCUCCCCUACGGCUCCUGAUCUACAUUCAUCUGCUGAUGGAACCAGAAAAUGUACCUCUGAGCAGCUAAGAGCCUUUAUAGGAACCAAACCAAAGCAAGGAGUUGGAUAGAAGCAAAACCUCUAUCAGAUGUGAGGUUAUGAGAUUCAGCUACCUGAGAACUUUUCAUUUGGAAAUAAAAAAAUGGUUUCUAGUCCUUAGAGCUGGGGAUCAUAUAUAUAAGGGUGAUACCUGCUGAAAUCUCAGAAUGUGAGUAAAAUCCCCAAUUACUGCAGGUAAGAUUCUUUAUUCCUCCCCCAGGUUACCAAAAUUUGAAUAAUGUAAACAAAUUAACAUAAAUCACACAUUUUUCAACUCCCUAUUGGAUGUAGGUUGCUAUAUUCAAUAUAAUAUAGAAUUUUGAAUCACCUAAGUUUUAUAAACAGAUCUACCUUGUCCCUCUCCCCUUUUGCUUUGCUGCAGCUUAUACAGGCUGCUCUGUGUUCAGCAAAGGUUACAGAACUUCAUGUAUUUCAUUAAAAUAAAUUUAGCCUUUGGCUGCAAUCUUAUGCAAAAUACCAGGGAAGUGAAACUAAAAAUUAUGACUGCCUAUUUUUAAAUUGUCUCCAUUUAUGAAUUUUUAAAAAUUUUACUUCCAUCAAUAAAAAUACCUUGAUUUAAAUGA
This is a messenger RNA of Candoia aspera, 1719 nucleotides long. RefSeq names its product intercellular adhesion molecule 3-like. NCBI's taxonomy places the organism in Eukaryota, Metazoa, Chordata, Lepidosauria, Squamata, Candoiidae. Gene Ontology annotation, molecular function: integrin binding. The transcript is spliced from 4 exons. The record is from RefSeq and is a predicted model, not a curated record. The coding region runs from base 35 to 901 and encodes 288 amino acids. Gene Ontology annotation, biological process: cell adhesion.